UCUUUCUCUCUCCAUCCUCCAUCUUAUACCCCUACCCCUUCCUAUCCAUCUCUCUUUCCUCUCGAUUGAAUCGAUUGGAGUGUGUCCCAUAGUCAUUCUAAUUACUGUAUUAUUCUAUUAUUUGUCCUUUCUGCUCUUAAUCCCGUCACAAUGCUGUCAUCCCGUCUCUCACGCGCGCUGCCGCGCACUGCCCCCUUUGCUCGUGCUCCUGCUUUCAGACUUCCCAGCACAGCUGCCCGGAGAUGGAACUCAACAGAGGAGAAGGUGAAGGGCCAGGUCAUCGGUAUUGACUUGGGUACCACCAACUCUGCUGUUGCUGUCAUGGAGGGCAAGACCCCCAAGAUCAUUGAGAACGCUGAAGGUGCCCGCACAACACCCUCCGUUGUCGCUUUCGCCCAGGACGGCGAGCGUCUCGUCGGUAUUGCCGCCAAGCGCCAGGCUGUUGUCAACCCUGAAAACACUCUGUUCGCCACCAAGCGUCUUAUCGGUCGUAAGUUCACCGAUGCUGAGGUCCAGCGUGAUAUCAAGGAGGUCCCCUACAAGAUCGUCCAGCACACCAAUGGUGAUGCCUGGGUUGAGGCUCGCGGAGAGAAGUACUCUCCUGCCCAGAUCGGUGGUUUCGUUCUGGGCAAGAUGAAGGAGACCGCUGAGAACUACCUCAGCAAGCCCGUCAAGAAUGCUGUUGUUACUGUCCCUGCCUACUUCAACGACUCCCAGCGUCAGGCCACCAAGGACGCCGGUCAGAUCGCCGGUCUCAACGUCCUCCGUGUCGUUAACGAACCCACCGCCGCUGCCCUUGCUUACGGUCUUGAGAAGGAGGCUGACCGCGUUGUCGCCGUCUACGAUCUUGGUGGUGGUACCUUCGAUAUCUCCGUUCUCGAAAUUCAGAAGGGUGUUUUCGAGGUUAAGUCCACGAACGGUGACACCCACCUUGGUGGUGAGGACUUCGAUAUCAGCCUUGUGCGCCACAUUGUUCAGCAGUUCAAGAAGGAGUCUGGCCUCGACCUUUCCAACGACCGCAUGGCUAUCCAGCGUAUUCGUGAGGCUGCUGAGAAGGCCAAGAUUGAGCUGUCUUCUUCUCUCCAGACUGAGAUCAACCUUCCUUUCAUCACUGCUGAUGCCAGCGGUGCUAAGCACAUCAACCUCAAGAUGACCCGUGCUCAGCUCGAGUCUCUUGUUGAGCCUCUCAUCAGCCGCACUGUUGACCCCGUGCGCAAGGCCCUUAAGGACGCCAACCUCCAGUCCAGCGAGGUUCAGGACAUCAUCCUCGUCGGUGGUAUGACCCGUAUGCCCAAGGUCACUGAGUCUGUUAAGUCUCUGUUCGGUCGUGAGCCCGCUAAGUCCGUCAACCCCGAUGAGGCUGUUGCCAUUGGUGCUGCGAUCCAGGGUGCUGUCCUUGCCGGUGAGGUUACUGACGUUCUUCUCCUCGACGUCACCCCUCUGUCUCUCGGUAUUGAGACUCUCGGUGGUGUCUUCACUCGUCUGAUCAACCGCAACACUACCAUCCCUACCAAGAAGUCGCAGACCUUCUCUACUGCUGCUGACUUCCAGACUGCCGUCGAGAUCAAGGUCUUCCAGGGUGAGCGUGAGCUUGUCAAGGACAACAAGCUCCUUGGAAACUUCCAGCUUGUUGGCAUUCCUCCUGCCCACCGUGGUGUCCCUCAGAUCGAGGUCACCUUCGACAUUGACGCUGACUCCAUUGUCCACGUCCACGCGAAGGACAAGUCCACCAACAAGGACCAGUCCAUCACCAUUGCCUCUGGCUCCGGUCUCUCCGACGCCGAGAUCCAGUCCAUGGUUGAGGAUGCUGAGAAGUAUGGUGCUCAGGACAAGGAGCGCAAGGCGGCCAUUGAGGCUGCCAACCGUGCCGACAGCGUCCUGAACGACACUGAGAAGGCUCUCAAGGAAUUCGAGGACCGUCUUGACAAGGCUGAGGCUGAGCAGAUCCGUGAGAAGAUCAACACCCUCCGUGAAUUCGUUGCCAAGAACCAGUCUGGUGAAGUCGCUGCUACCGCUGAGGAGCUCAAGCAGAAGACCGAUGAGCUCCAGACUGCCAGCUUGACCCUCUUCGACAAGAUGCACAAGGCCCAGUCUGAGCAGCAGCAGCAGCCCAACCAGGGCGAGACCGGCCAGGGUGAGAACAAGCCCUAAAUGUACCAUCAUGAUUGACAGUCAUGCGCAACUGCAUGGUUUGUCAUUGUAUUUUCUACCAUUUCCCUACUGUUUUUUUUUAGAUAUGAUCUCCUUUUAUUUCCGCAUUUUGUGUAUACAUACUGAUAGGGUUGUUUGAUGUGCCCUCGUCUCGGUGUACGGGUGUUUGAUCGUCUUUACUCUUUUUCCCGCCUGGCUUCAUACCCUUUGAUCGGGCAAGCAUACUGAUUUAUUCGGGGAGCAACCAUUGGAUGGGACAGCGGGUUUGCCUACAAUUUGUAACUUAAUGACAUUACGGCUUUGGGACCACAAAAGCAAGCAUGAUGUGGUGGGCUUGGAGCAUGUGAGAUAAUAGAAUAGGAAAUUCUCCUCUCGAUUUAAC
Aspergillus nidulans FGSC A4 is the source of this 2533-nucleotide messenger RNA. Its product is annotated as Hsp70 family ATPase sgdE. Bases 151 to 2151 code for a protein of 666 amino acids. The record is from RefSeq and is a predicted model, not a curated record. Gene Ontology annotation, cellular component: mitochondrial matrix. The transcript is spliced from 3 exons. Gene Ontology annotation, biological process: protein folding. NCBI's taxonomy places the organism in Eukaryota, Fungi, Ascomycota, Eurotiomycetes, Eurotiales, Aspergillaceae. Gene Ontology annotation, molecular function: ATP binding; ATP hydrolysis activity.